This is a messenger RNA of Papilio machaon (common yellow swallowtail), 1793 nucleotides long. Its product is annotated as TBC1 domain family member 20. Gene Ontology annotation, biological process: endoplasmic reticulum to Golgi vesicle-mediated transport; positive regulation of GTPase activity. NCBI's taxonomy places the organism in Eukaryota, Metazoa, Arthropoda, Insecta, Lepidoptera, Papilionidae. The transcript has 8 exons. The record is from RefSeq and is a predicted model, not a curated record. Bases 69 to 1328 code for a protein of 419 amino acids. Gene Ontology annotation, cellular component: endoplasmic reticulum membrane. Gene Ontology annotation, molecular function: GTPase activator activity.
GUCAUCACAUUCUCAUAAGGAAGAGGAUGGUGUAAUGUUUUUUCUUGAAUAAAUUUUAAUUUUCUACAAUGGAAGAUAAAAAUCAGGAAUCAAACAUAGGCGACACGUGUAAUUUAAAUGGAAACUGUUCACCGCCUACGAAGAAUAUCUCCAUCAACUUGAAUCAUGGAAAAAAUAUUGAUGACAUAUCAACUCCUUCCGAGCUAAAAUUCGACGAAGAUUUCGAAUUCGAAGAUUCAGAUGUGACUGCCAAACGAAAAGAAAUGGAAAUAUGUUUGGAAAACCCUGAUAUCGUGAACAUAGAAAAGUGGCAAAGUUUUGCAAAAAGCAAAGGAGGAUUAAUAGCAGAUGAAUACAGAAGAAGAAUCUGGCCCCUGCUUGUUGGGGUAACUCGAGAUGAGAUGACGGAACCUCCUUCACUUGAUGAAUUGUCUACGCAUGUUGAAUAUAACCAAGUGGUACUAGAUGUGAAUCGUUCACUGAAACGGUUCCCCCCGGGCAUUCCGUACGAACAGAGAGUGGCGCUGCAGGACCAGCUCACUGUACUCAUACUGCGAGUAAUCAUCAAAUACCCACAUUUAAAGUAUUAUCAGGGUUACCAUGAUGUGGCAAUAACAUUGUUGCUAGUCUGUGGUGAUAAAGCGUCGUUUCCAUUGCUGUGCCGUUUGUCGUACGGGCCUACAGCUCCUCUGGCGCCGUUCAUGCAGACCACCAUGCAGCCAACGCAGCAUCUUCUCAACUACAUGCUGCCUGUUAUACGAAGAGCUGAUGAUAAGCUUGCCGAUUGUUUAGACAAGGCUGGUGUGGGUACUAUGUUUGCACUGCCGUGGUACCUGACUUGGUUCGGGCACAGCUUGAACCGGUACUCGGAUGUGGUGCGCCUCUACGACUACUUCCUGUGCGCGCCCCCGCUCUUCCCCGUGUAUGUGACGGCUGCGCUGGUGCUGCACCGCGCGCCUGCGGUCUACGCCUGCGAUGUGGACAUGGCCAUGAUGCACUGUCUGCUCUCCAGGUUACCAGAUGACUUGCCGUUUGAAGACAUUCUGGUGACAGCUAAGAAGCUUUACGAUGAAAACGAUCCGACCGACCUUGAGGCUGAAGUCGAUGCUUUGGAGAGGAGAGAAGAGGAGCAGCGCCGCAUAGACGAGGAACGUCUCCGGCAACGUCGCGUGGAGCGCGCGGGUCGUAACCGCGCCGCUAACGGUGUGUUGGCGCGUCUACGCCGCGUGCUACCACGCAGUCCCCUGGCGAGGGGCGCAGCCCUAGCGGCGGCGGCUGCACUGCUCGCUGUCUACGCCUACUACAGGCCCGACCUAUUCUCCAGGUAGCGCCGAGGUUACUCCCUACUCUUAUUCGCGGUGUAACUGUCACUGUGACAGCUAUAGACUGUCCGCCAUCUUUGUUUCACUUGUAGAUGACGUCACUGAUGUUAUGCGUCAUUUAACGGCUUGUGGUAGUUGCAUCUAUCGUAGACGAGUUCGAAACCAGCGCUAAAUCGCUUUUUGAACGCAACUGUCACUUUGACAGCUGUCAUUAUCUUACGUGAGGUCGCUGUCAAAAUGACAGUUGUGUUUGAAAUUAUAGAAUUGUUUCUUUUUGAAACUGCAAAUAUAAUUAUGGCGUUAGAUAUAGUUUCACUACGUCUAUUAAAAAUGCUGUCUUAAAUUGCUGCUAAAAUUGGUCUAACAAUUUAGAUAUAGUAAUGUGACAUACAACACUGUGCUGUAUGUAGACUGUAUGAAGUUUUAGUAUUAUUUAUUUUGGAGACUGCCUUUUGAAAUGUAUGAAUGUGU